AUGCUUCGCAAGCUAGCCCCGUGUAAUGUUUUUCAGGGUAUCACAGAGAGCUUUGGAGCUGCGAUCCAUGCCCUCAACACCUCACAGCUGACAGAUGGUGUGAUUAACAGGAGCAAAAGGAUGAUGCUGGACACCCUCGGUGUCGGACUAUUAGGAACCAGAACAGCUGUCUUCAAUAAGGCUCUGAAGUACAGUCAGUUGUUCACAUCGCGGGAAAGGAGCAGCGUUUGGGGUAAAUCGGACAUAAUUCUGCCUCCUCAUUACGCUGCAUUUGUUAAUGGCAUUGCUGUUCACUCCAUGGACUUUGACGACACUUGGCACCCUGCGACUCAUCCCUCGGGCGCCGUCCUACCUGCACUGCUGGCCCUGGCAGAGACACUUCCCAGCCAGCCCUCUGGUCUAGAUCUCCUGCUAGCCUUCAAUGUUGGCAUUGAAGUUCAGGGCAGACUGAUGAGGUUCUCCAAAGAAGCCUACAACAUCCCUGAAAGGUGGAUCAGUGAUUUCAGUUAAUCAGAAUCACUAUGUCAGGCUUGAGUAAAUCUUAUUGUUUUGCUUCUCAGAUUCCACCCUCCCAGUGUUGUUGGAGUGAUGGGCAGCGCUGCAGCCUCGGCUAAGCUCCUCGGUCUGACCCCUGAACAGUGCAGUCAUGCUCUUGCCAUAGCAGCCUCCUCUGCCGGGGCGCCUUUAGCCAAUGCUGCCACACAGACCAAACCUCUCCACAUUGGAAACGCUGCUCGGAGAGGCCUAGAGGCCGCUCGGCUGGCCCAGAUAGGACUGAAGGGAAAUCCAGCCAUACUGGAUUUGGACAGAGGGCUUGGUGUUUACUACAAAGACUACAGUCCCUCCGCUAUGGCGGAUUCUGCUGUGAGAGCAUAUAAAUGGAUUCUGGAAGAUCAGGACGUGGCAUUCAAACGCAUCCCCGCUCACCUCGGGAUGCACUGGGUUGUCGAUGCAGCUCUGGCAGCCCGGGAAAAGCUCCAAAACGCAGUCGGCAAAUUUGACCUCAGCCAGAUCCGGCAUGUCACACUUCGGGUGCCUCCAUCCAAGUACGUUAACUGCCCGUUACCUGCCACAGAGCACCAAGCCAGGCACUCGUUCCAGUUCAACGCCUGCACCGCGCUGCUGGAUAACAAGGUGACCGUGGAGUCUUUCGGCGACGCUCAUAUCGGCCGAUCCGCUCUGAAGGAGCUCCUGGGCAAAGUCAGCUUGGAGACGCCGGAAGAUAACCUGCCCAGUUUUGACAAGAUGUACUGCGAGGUCGAGAUAGCGACGCACCAGGGGCUGAGCUACACAGCCAGAUGUGACACUUUCUACGGCCACUGGAGGAAGCCUCUGACUCUGAAGCACCUGGUGGAGAAGUUCAGUGUGAAUGCUUCGUCUGUGCUGUGCACAGAGGGAGUGGAGGGGGUCAUUGAUGUUAUAGGAAACAUUGAAAGGGUGGCAGAGUGCUCAAUAUUGGGUUCAUAUCUGAGAAUGACAAGUAAUCAAGAGCGCCUUGACAGAAUGAGGAUUUUGUAAUUACACACUCAUAUCUUUAUAUGAAGCUUUGUAAUCUUUUCAAGAAAGUACGAAU
Molecule: messenger RNA, 1573 nt
Organism: Pelmatolapia mariae (spotted tilapia)
Lineage: Eukaryota; Metazoa; Chordata; Actinopteri; Cichliformes; Cichlidae
Gene: acod1
Product: aconitate decarboxylase 1
Exons: 6
Biological process (GO): defense response
Cellular component (GO): mitochondrion
Molecular function (GO): aconitate decarboxylase activity
Source: RefSeq, a predicted model, not a curated record